Molecule: messenger RNA, 1018 nt
Organism: Macrobrachium nipponense
Lineage: Eukaryota; Metazoa; Arthropoda; Malacostraca; Decapoda; Palaemonidae
Exons: 3
Coding region: 58-585 (175 amino acids)
Source: RefSeq, a predicted model, not a curated record
GCACGUUAAACACUUCUGAGGAGAGGAACUUCUGCUGCGUAACGCAACGCAUUACCGAUGACCACAACAACAACGUUCGGAGUGGGUAUUGGCGCAGCGGCCUUAGCCGGUGCUGCCAGCUUAGGCCUAGCCGGUCUAGCAGUCGCUGCCUUCCACGGAAAAAGGAGGCGGGGACGAAAGGGACACGGCUACAGACACGGCUACGGACACCACGGCGGCGGCGGCGGACACGGCUACGGCUAUCACGGACGGAAGAGGAGGAGGUCCGUCGAGGAAGAGGAAGAGACCAGAGAGAGGAUCUUGGAGCUGAUUCGGGAAGAGGACGUCCUGGAUUGCGGGAUGCGUCUAGUGUGUGAGCUUGGUGGCAACGAUGAGGACGAACUGUCUAUGGAGGAGCUUGCCAUCCUCUCUUUGGUCGGACCCGUCGUCCAGCCCGGGGAGGGGAUACUUCCAGGCAGAGCUUCAGCAGCUUACAGAAUAGCCCGGACAGCUGGUUACUCGCAGACCAAUUGCACGGAACUGUACUCGAAGUGCCCAGUCGAUAACAAAAACCUCGUGGAAGCCGUCAUGUCAUAUAUACCAUGAGCAAUUGAAUCCUAUAAGCGAUAAGCAUUCCAUAUCUGUCUGAUAUCUUGCACCCUUAUUGAGAGAGGCUUUUUCUUCGAAAUGGUGUGGAUUUCAGUUAUGUUUUUCUGUAAUUGCUUGGGUUAGCGCACUUUAUAUGCUUUCAAAAACCAUAGUAUUGACCCAACAUGUGGAUUUGAUACCAUCAGUACAGCCUGUAGUGAUGGUGUCAAAAAAGUACUGAGCUCAAAAUAUACCUGUACUUUACAAGUAUAUUUGAGAUCAGUACUUUUCUUAUGAUUUUGGAGAUCAAAGAUUGGAUGUAGAAUUGGAAAGGUGAACUGUUUCAGGUGUUUAUUAAUUUAUUUUUUAUUUAUUGUAUUUGAUUAUUUAUUUGCUUAUUUAUUUAUACAUUUAUUCUCAUAAUGCUAACGUUCGGCAUUUGUAUCUAAAU